This is a messenger RNA of Caenorhabditis auriculariae, 3823 nucleotides long. NCBI's taxonomy places the organism in Eukaryota, Metazoa, Nematoda, Chromadorea, Rhabditida, Rhabditidae. The record is from the annotation of a GenBank genome assembly.
AUGACCGAGGCAUGUCUUCAAACUGUACCUUCUGACACGACUACUACUACUACCACUACGGUUGGCUUGAUUAUCUUUUUUUUUGAAACUGUAGGUUUCCAGGUAGCCACGGAUACCACGACCACACCGACGUCAACGUCGAGCACUUCUACCGUUUCUACUACGACGUCAUCGUUAGUUCUUCUUAUCACUACAUGUAUUUUAGCUCUCAACGAUGGUUGUUCUACUUUGGGGUUGGGAGUUAUCUGAAAAUUGGCCACAAUAUUCCUUGAUGUGCCAAAUGAAGGUCCCGAAAGUUUCGAUCCGCUUUUCGAGAAAAAAAGGUUGAAAUUCAAAACAAAACCUUUUUAACGACUUUAUUCGAUUUUAAGACCAGUUUUCUUGAAAAAUAGGAAGAUGUGCAGGUUGAAAUUUCUCAGAAUUUUCCCCACCGAAAGUUUAAAUGACGUUCUUUGUUUGGGGAGAAGGAAAAGGGUAAAAAAAAAUGGAAAAAUGGUCCUUAGAUCAACCACGUCAACUUCGACCAGCACUGAAUCUUCCUCAACUAGCACAUCGUUGGUUUUUCUUCCUGGAAAUGGGUUCUGGUGGACUGGGAGCUUUGAUGAAGUUCAAGAAUGUUGUGAAGUCUUUUUCUGGGAAGGGUCUGGGAGUUUCGAACAUCUUGUAUGUUCUACAUUGGGUUGUGGUGGAUUGGGCGGCUUUAAAAGGGUCUGAAAGGGCGAGAACUGUCUUAUAAGGUCUUUUCUAAGUUCCUGAAUAUUCGGAGGGUCUCUUUUUUCGAUGAUUUUUGGGGCUUGGUUCACUUGGAAGGAUAUCGGAAGCACUAUUUCAUUAAAAUCGGCCCUUUUUCUGACUAGGGAACGGUCUCCGGGCGCAGAGGGGCUUCCGAAAAAGACUUCGUUUCCUAGAUUUAGUUUGUCGCUGUGUAUCCAAUUCUGAAGCCGAAAAUGUUAGAUGCGUUAGAUUUGGAGAGUUUUGAGAUCCCCUAGCCUAUUUCACAGGCCUCGAGGGCGUGUUUUGAGAUCAGACCCGGAAUCAACAUGUCUCUCUAAGAUGGAAUUUUUUCAGGUGAUAAAGAUAUGUUUGAAAAUUCUUAGUUGAGAUCAAGAUUUAUCCGCUUUCUGAGGGAUACCUGUUCAUGUCCUUAGCCACAACUUCCAGCUGAAUCUUCAUCUACCACUAUAGUCCGUUCAUCGCGACUUGGAAGGGCGGGACUUCUCUGUUUCCUCUCCGUCUCUCGACGACCCUCUCUUGUUGAAGUGCUAUUUUCAUGAUUCUGACCUUGCCAGUGAGCGAACAAAGAGACGCAGACACGCGAAAACUGCCAAGUCGCGGCGGACGGGCUAUAAGGCUUUUUUCUCCUUGUAAUAAUCAUGCUUAAUUUUCUGCUUCGGGGAUUGGGAUAUUAUGGAACACACUAGUAGCACUUGAAAUAAGAAGUUUACUUUUCUUCUUUGGUCCUCUGUGGAGUGAGUCUUUUCGGGAAGCACUGAUAACGCUAAAAGUUAGUCUUUUAUAGACUUAGCCCGUUUAGAACCUCGACAUCUUCAUCGACCAGCACUUCUUCCACUUCUUCCACUACUUCUACAACGCCGUUUGUUUUUUUUUCUUGGGAGGCUGAAUAAAAAGUAGUGGUGGUAGAUAAAAAUUAUCCUCAAAAGCUCUUGAAGUCUCUUUAUCAGAUCAACCACGUCCACUUCAACCACCACGGCUUCUACUUCUACUUCAACGCCGUUGGUUGUUAUUCCUAAGGGAUUUGGGAGGAGCAUGGGGCUGAAUGGUUGUGGGAAGGGUUGGGCUGUUUUUGGAAAAUGAGAAAUCUGGUAUGGUGGUUGUGGGAAGGCUUUUGUUGGUUUUUUUCUCCUGGAACUUGAUUUUGUAUCAUCCUUGAAGAUGGGCUAGAGUGAAAAAAGGUGUCGGUGAUUAAAGCUCCAUAAAGAACCCAAUUUUUGAUUUCAGAACAUCUACUUCGACGUCUACUGCUUCCACGACAACUACUACGACGGCCAAUUCCGCUUGCUCGGCAAAUACGCUGACGAGAGCGCCUGAUCCAACUAUGGACGAAGUCCCAGCCACUCUUAUGUUUGUUUUUUGAAAGUUUGUUAACAAAUCGUCUCGGACGACUUAGUGGAAGUGUUUCACUAAAAUACGACAGAAUAAAAAGUAUUAAACUGAAGGAAAACGGCGUGAAAACGCCUCAAAGAGCGAUUUACUGAACUGUACACGGCGUUUUUUUGGCGACGGCCAGCCCAUAUUUUUCCCGUAAAGUGUAAUGUAUCGUGUUCAUACACUGCGGCGCUCUGGCGCACGCCAUUUGUUUUUUUCAAAAAAGUUAAAUAAGAAAAUAGCGUUUUUUUAAAGAAAAGAAAUAGAUUCGUCUGGAGACCCAUUGAUGCACCUUUUAUAUUUCCUGUUGCUUACGCGUUUUUCCAUGACGUCACAUGAGAACGGCGGACACUAAGAAUAACUGACGAGAUAAAUGCGAGCUCGGUGGCGGUACAUUGACUAACUCGCAAAAAUGUCGCUUUUUUCUAGGCGCGAUCCCGCAUUUCUCUCGGCGCGACCUCGCAUUUUUCUCGGCGCCAUCUCGCAUUCAUCUUGCAUUUCAGAAAUUUUCAAAUUGCGAGAGAAAUGCGAGCUCGCGCCUUGAAAAAUGCGAGCUCGCGCCCAAACAAAUGCGAAACCGGCGCGAGAAAAAAAGCGAGAUGUUUGCGAGCUCGUCAAUGUACCGCCAGUGUCUCGCGUUUAUCUCGGCAGUUAUUCUUAGUGGAGGUUUUGACCACGCCCCUUAAUUUGUGGUGUUGCAUUUUCUUCCACUAACAAAAACGCCGUGUGUAGACACAUGAAAAAUUAUUGAGAAUGAAAUUACACAAUCGUUUAGAGAAGCCUUAAGUUUUCCAAGUCGCGGCGAAUGGACUAAGUUAAUUCACAAAUUUCCUGGAAAAUCGAGAAAUUUGUUGAAUAAAUUCUGCUCUACACUUGAAAAGUUAAAGUUUCAGGUUUGCUGGUACGAUGGUCAUCGGCUCUUGCCCCUUGCCUGACCCAAAUUGCAUCGCUUCGAUGAGUGUGAGUAAACAUUCGUUGAUAAAAAAUGAUCUAAAAUUUUUUUCCAAACUAUCGAAGCUCAGCCAAAAUUUGGAUCCGAUUUCGAAUAAAAUCACUCAGAUCAGAAGCUUGAAAUAGUUUGUCAACUUGUUUCCGAGCUUGUAGUUUGACAGUACAUAGGAGUUAGGAACUUUCAUUUUUUGAGGCUCAAACUUCAAACCUGUGAACUCUUGAGAAGGGAUAAAGGUAGUGGUUGAAGCUCAGAAGCUAGAACAGUUGGUUUAACCUGAUUUGGUACGUUUUCGAGAAGGUUUUGAAUUUUCGCAGCCUUUAUAACUUGGAGUUGAAAGUUUUCAAUUUUAAAGAUCAAAUUUCGGAACAAUGAGCUCUUGAAAAGGAGUAUAGUCCGUUCAUCGCGACUUGGAAGGGCUGGACAUCUCUACGCCCUCCUUAUCUCUCUACGUCUCUCUCAUGUUUGCGCGCUAUUUCCAUACUUCUCUGACCUCGCCGGCGAGUGAACAGAGAAAGACACGCGAAAACUGUCAAGUCGCGGCGGACGGACUAUAUAGGAAAAUGAUAAAAAAAAAAGCAUUUUUUGCCAAAUUUAAGGUUUACGACGCAGCUGGAAACCAAUUUUCUCCAGACCCGCUUCCGUUCACUUUUGUUUGUGAUAAUGGUCAAAUUCUCUACAAUGGAAUGUGAGUUUUAUCAUUCAAAAUUGAAAUAAAAUCCGAAUUUCAGCGCAGCCGUUGGCAUUUUCUGCGUCUUUUUCUGCUGA